AUCAUAUGUGUAAUUCGUGUUACAAUUCAAACGGGAUCGAAAGAUAAUCUUUCUCUCUCCAUUGACUUCAAUACAAACUUUUUCCGAAAUAAGGUCCCAUGAAUCUAAAGCAUGGUCAAAAGCUCCCCCAGAGCCGGAGCUAAACCGAAGAACCGGUUCUGCACCUGAAAAGCUCUAGCACGGAGCUUGAACCGGAGUUGCGUUGGUGUGAAUGAGGUACCAGUCACAUCGUUUUUGCGUACUCUAACAACGAUGUCGUCCAAGGGAGUUAAACGUUGUGUUGUUGUUGGCUGCAAUAAUAUGAACAAGGGCAAGGUACUGCAUGCACUGCCAUCUCUGGAAAAAUACAGGAAUCUGUGGCUAGAGUUUAUUUUCCAGGGACAUGUGCCAGAAGACUACAACAGAUUUCUGCUUGUGUGUUCAGAACAUUUUGCCCCUGACAUGUUUAUGAACUUCACUCAAGUCAAAGAAGGAUUUGCCUCCAGACUAAGGCUAAAACCGGGAUCAAUACCCACCAUCCGGGACCAGGCCAGUGAGGCCACAUCCAAUUUGGAAGCUGGUACCGGGGACAGUUUCUGUCAAACUUCGCCUGCUGUACGACACGUAGCCUCCCAGACUGACCCUCCAGAGAUAAUAUCAGACACUCUGAUAUCCAUAAAAACAGAACCUCUAACGAGAAGAUCAGUCGGCACACAGUUAUCCAAGAGAACUCUGCAGAAUCCCGUUCGCAGCACAGCCACCCAAGCGAGAGUGCCCGGCAAAGAUUGUGGCGUCUGCACCCCCACCUUCCCCUUGGACAGUCCACUGCUGCUCCUACAACCAACCAUAGUUAAGAGACCACCAAAGAGACCUCGACUCAGCCUAUCAGACGAGGAGGAAGGCCCCUCAGAAGGCUGUUCGUCUAUGGGGAUUAAUGAACCAGGGAAUUCAACAUGACUGUGGACUCUUUGAGCAAGACAGCAGGCCUUCAGCCGCUUCAUUGGAACUGUUUAAUAAUACUGUAGAAAACUGAAUGCCUUUAGGCAACUCAUUCUCCCAUUUGGUUACUGAUUUAAAAAUGGGGUUUGUGGUCUGCCUGGCUAAAUGUGUAAUGUGUUUUUAUUAACUCGUUAUACCUCAAUGUUUUUUUCUGAGAACAGUGCUGUUUCACUUCUCGAAUCUAGACAGGGGUGGAGAAGAAGUUUGGAUAAUGCAAUAUCUACCGGAACCACAAAGAUAGAAACAAACUAAUUCCUAUUUUCACUAUCAAUCCAUCAGGACUGAGGAAAACUGAUAUGGAUCGGUACAGCUUUUCACCAUCAUUGCUAAUCAAGGGAUGCUGAAUUUAAAAUGUACAAGCGUAUCAGGGGAACGUGAAAUCUUUGAUAUUUACCCAAAAGGACACUUUUUUUGACUACCAGGUUCAGUUUCAGCUCUACAUGUGCUUUUUCCUGCAGCUUGAAGCUGGUUCAUUUACUGUAUUUCAUGUUGAAGCCGUAACCAAAAGGGAAAAGAUAUGUCCACACAGAUUUAAAUGUAGCUUUUGGAGCUACUGGUUAUGUGUGCCAAAAAGUAUUUCGAGCAAGCCAGCAGGAAAACUGAGAUUGAAUCUUUAACCUGUGAAUUGUCAGUGGCCGGAUCCUAUCUCACAGGUUUCUUCGCUUAACUUGCUGUGUUCAGAGAUGAUUAUCUUUUUCAUUUUUAUAGGAAAAACAUACAGUACAUGUUCGAUAUGUGUUGUUAUAAAACAAAGUUCUCUUUA
Messenger RNA from Gymnodraco acuticeps, 1741 nucleotides. Its product is annotated as THAP domain-containing protein 10-like. Gene Ontology annotation, molecular function: sequence-specific DNA binding. The record is from RefSeq and is a predicted model, not a curated record. NCBI's taxonomy places the organism in Eukaryota, Metazoa, Chordata, Actinopteri, Perciformes, Bathydraconidae. The coding region runs from base 253 to 936 and encodes 227 amino acids. The transcript has 3 exons.